Messenger RNA from Populus euphratica (Euphrates poplar), 662 nucleotides. RefSeq names its product expansin-B3-like. The record is from RefSeq and is a predicted model, not a curated record. The transcript is spliced from 5 exons. Gene Ontology annotation, cellular component: extracellular region; plasmodesma. Bases 1 to 486 code for a protein of 161 amino acids. Lineage: Eukaryota; Viridiplantae; Streptophyta; Magnoliopsida; Malpighiales; Salicaceae. Gene Ontology annotation, biological process: sexual reproduction.
AUGACAACACGAAAAAUUCAACACCCAGCUUUCACUAAGAACUUACUUGGACUUCAGAAUCCUAUUCCAAGUGUCCUCAGGAACCGAGGUCAUAUGGCUACUUCUGGUGAGAAUGGUCAGCUCAGGAACCGAGGUGAAAUCCCAGUCAUAUAUCGCAGGACCUCAUGCAAGUACCCUGGGAAGAACAUUGCCUUCCAUGUCAAUGAAGGUUCAACAGAUUACUGGCUAUCCCUUCCAGUGGAAUUUGAAGACGGCGAUGGUGAUGUUGGAUCCAUGCAUAUCAGAGAAGCGGGUGGCACUGAGUGGCUAGAGAUGAAUCACCUGUGCGGUACAAAUUGGAGCGUUAUCAGGGGACCCUUGAAAGGACCAUUAUCAGUGAAGUUAACAACACUAUCAACAGGAAGAGCACUGUCUGCAAGAGAUGUGAUUCCAGGAAAUUGGGUCCCAAAAGCUACUUACACCUCUAGGCUCAAUUUCUUCCAUUAAAAUGCAAAGCUUCAAGCUUUUCUUGGUGUGAAUCAACGUGAGAGAAAGAAGCCCAUUUUUCUGAAGUUCCUCUUGCUCAGUUGACGCAAAAGUAGCUGUUGACUGGCCUUUUUUUUAUAUAUAUGUAAGAGAGUAGCCGUUGGAUUGCACAAUUAAUGGCAUCCACCAGUGCUUAU